Molecule: messenger RNA, 2750 nt
Organism: Aphidius gifuensis
Lineage: Eukaryota; Metazoa; Arthropoda; Insecta; Hymenoptera; Braconidae
Gene: bur
Product: GMP synthase [glutamine-hydrolyzing]
Exons: 3
Coding region: 615-2738 (707 amino acids)
Biological process (GO): GMP biosynthetic process
Cellular component (GO): cytosol
Molecular function (GO): ATP binding; GMP synthase (glutamine-hydrolyzing) activity; GMP synthase activity
Source: RefSeq, a predicted model, not a curated record
AGACAGAAAAAAAAGGAGAAAAAAAAUUUGAUGUAAAAUAAUUUUUACUCCAAAACGUGCUCCCAGUAAAAACCGGUGUUUUAAAUUUUAAUAAUUUACCAAUUAAUCAAUAUAAAGUGUCAUAAUUAAAAUAACCAUAAAGUGCAUAUAAUUUAUAAUUAUCAUUAAUUAUUUAAUUGAUAUGAUAUAUUCUUUUUUUGUUGCUGAAAACCACUGGAUUGACUUUCAAUUCACCAAUACACAUGCAAUUUAUGUGUUGUAUAGUUUGUUAAGGUCUAGGGUUACUUGAAUCAUAUCAAAUUUAUUUAUUCUGUCACACUUGAUACAACAUAAUAAUAUUAAAUUUAAAUCCAGAAAAUUAAAACAAAAAAAAAAAGCCAUUUGAUUAUUUUUUUUUCAUUGCCACACUUUGGUAUUGGUGUGUAUUUUUUUUCCUUUUUUUUUUUUGAAUGUACAUGUGUGUUAUUCAGGUAUUCUAUAUACCUAUAAUUUAAGGGUGAGUUUUCAGCAAUUUGCAAGUCAUGUCAAAAUUUACUUGUACAAGGAAAAAAUCAAGCAAAAAAAAUUAACACAAAAAAAAUAUAAUUUGUUGUAGAUGACAAAUAUUUGACAACAUGAUGGAUUUUAAUUCGGAGAUGAUAAACAAUGGUGCUGAUGAUGUAGUACCAAUGACAAUAGAACAAACAAAUGAUGAAAAAAUAGUAAUUCUUGAUGCUGGAUCACAGUAUGGUAAAUUAAUUGAUCGUCGAGUACGUGAAUUAAAUAUUGAAUGUCAUGUAUUACCACUUGAUACAUCAGCUGCUGAAUUAAAAGAAAAAGAUUACAAAGCAAUAAUAAUAUCUGGUGGACCAAAUUCUGUUUAUGCUGAUGAUGCACCACAUUAUGAUAGUAAUAUAUUUAGAAUAGGUAUACCAGUAUUAGGUAUUUGUUAUGGUAUGCAAAUGAUGAAUAAAGAAUUUGGUGGUACUGUUAUACGUAAAGAUGGACGUGAAGAUGGUCAAUGUACAAUUGAUAUUGAUAAUAAAUGUCCAUUAUAUAAAAAUUUGAAUGAUAAAGAAAUAGUAUUACUAACACAUGGUGAUAGUAUUGAUAAAGUUGCUGAUGAUUUUAUUGCAACUGGUAAAUCAGAAAAUUUUAUUGUAUCAAUUAAAAAUGAAAAAAAAAAUUUAUAUGGUUUACAGUAUCAUCCAGAAGUUGAUUUAACAAUAAAUGGACGUAAAAUAUUAAAUAAUUUUUUAUUAAAUAUUGUUGGUUUAUCUGGUACAUAUACAAUGAGAGGACGUGAAGAACAAUGUAUUAAAUAUAUUAAAAAUAUUGUUGGUAAUAAAAAAGUAUUAUUACUUGUUAGUGGUGGUGUUGAUUCAACAGUAUGUGCUGCAUUACUACAUAAAGCAUUAUGUAAAGAACAAGUUAUACCAUUACAUAUUGAUAAUGGUUUUAUGCGUAAAAAUGAAACAAUAUUUGUUAAAGAUAGUUUAUCACAAAUUGGUGUUGAUUUACGUGUUAUUAAUGCAUCACAUAAUUUUAUGCAAGGUACAACAUCAGUACCACUUGAUAAUAUACCAAUAAUAAAUAAUAAAAAUACAACAAUAACAACACCACGUACAAGAUUAACUAAAAUAUUAUGUCAAACAAUUAAUCCAGAAGAAAAACGUAAAAUAAUUGGUGAUGUAUUUGUACGUAUUGCAAAUGAUGCUAUAAGUGAAAUGGGAUUAAAAACAGAAGAUGUAUUUAUUGCACAAGGUACACUUAGACCAGAUCUUAUUGAAUCAGCAAGUGCAUUAGCAUCUGGUAAAGCUGAUGCUAUUAAAACACAUCAUAAUGAUUGUCCAUUAAUAAGAUGUUUACGUGAUGAGGGUAGAGUUGUUGAACCAUUGAUAGAUUUUCAUAAAGAUGAAGUUAGACAAAUUGGUUGUGAUCUUGGUUUACCAUCAUCACUUGUACAACGACAUCCAUUUCCUGGUCCUGGUUUGGCAAUACGUAUAUUAUGUGCUGAUGAAGCAUAUAUAGAUAAAGAUUUUUCUGAAACACAAGUUAUUGUUAAAAUAAUGGCUGAAUAUGAACAAAUGUUACAAAAAAAACAUGCAUUAUUAAAUCGUGUUGAAAGUGCAACAAGUGAAGCUGAACGUCAACAAUUAAUACGUGUAUCAAGUAAAAAUCAUAUUGCUGCAACAUUAUUACCAAUACGUAGUGUUGGUGUACAAGGUGAUAGAAGAAGUUACAGUUAUGUUGUUGGUUUAUCAUGUGAAAAUUUAUCACCUGAAGAUGUUAUAUGGGAUGAUAUGUUAUUUUUGGCAAAAUUAAUACCACGUGUUUGUCAUAAUAUUAAUCGUGUUUGUUAUAUAUUUGGAAAAAUGGUACAUCAUCCAGUUAUUGAUAUAACACCAACUCAUUUAACAUCAAAUGUUAUAUCAACAUUGAGACAAGCUGAUCAUGUUACAAAUCAAAUAUUAAUAGCAAAUGGUUGUAUGAGUGCAUUAAGCCAAAUGCCUGUUGUUCUUAUACCUGUACAUUUUGAUCGUGAUGCUGCAUCAAGAGCACCAUCAUGUCAACGUUCAGUUGUACUCAGGCCAUUUGUUACUAAUGAUUUUAUGACUGGUACACCAGCUGUUCCUGGCAAAGAAUUGCCAUUCCAUGUCGUUGAAAAAAUUAUACGUGAUGUAUUAGCAGUGAAGGGAAUAUCACGGGUGCUUUAUGAUCUAUCAUCAAAACCACCUGGAACAACGGAAUGGGAAUGAUUUUAAUUUUAU